UGACACUUUUCUUUAUCGCGAAAGGCAUGCUUCACGCUGUUCUCCCUCGCCCUCUUCCCCUCCCCCUCUCCCUCUCCCUCUCCCUGCCAACUCCCCGACCCGCCUGUGCUCCGCCGCCUUCGAUCCUCCUAUGGUCCACGAACGGCAGAAUCGAUGUCCUUACGGCUGGGAAAUACCGAACGCCGCAUGCAGCAUAGCUCCCUCAAUUCUAUAGACGGCGCGCGAACGCCGGACGGCGACCAGACAUGUCGACACACCUCCGGGCUGGUGGAUGGGAAUGGGGACGCUGAUGAAGGGUUCGAUGUCGAUUUCUACGCAAUUGCGGUGGGCCACUUCCUAGAUGUUGAUCCAAGGCCAACCUUUGUUAUCGACCGUCGCACAAAUCUGGGCAAGGACUUCGAGUCAACCUUUGCAAAUGCAGCAUUGCGAUCAAACCAUCAUCUGGCCAAGGCCGUGCUCUCCAAGUCCAGGCCCGAUUCUCCUCUACUGGCAUCCACUCUAGAGUUCCGAGCUUGGAUGGAUUAUGUUGUUCAACAUCAUCGCUCUGACAUCUCGAGUCCGCCCACGCUCUCAUACUGUGACCACGUUUGGUCAGCCUUUACUCUCCACGAGCGAUGGGUAGUCAUCAGCGGCUGUUGCACUGAACGGGACUCGAAGGGAAUCAACCUUCCUCCGCUGGCCCGACGCCCGAACAAAGUGUCCAGACAGCAGGUCGGAGUAGGCCAGGAGGAUCGAAUCACGCUGGACAUGAAAAAUGAAGUCUUCGAUGCAGUCCACAGGUUACAAGCAUCAUUCGUGUCUACAGGAACACCCGAUUCGACACUUGCACAGCCCGAAGGAUUCCUUUCGCCGCAUGUGAUGUUCGCGCGAAGCAUUGACUGGGCAUCCACGCCUUUGGGAGACAUGAGCACUUGGAGUGCGGAACUCAGGCAGAUUGCAAACUUGCUAAUGAGCAACCCGCAUCCUGCCGCUGUAUUCUGGGGGGAGGAACUUACAGUGAUUUAUAAUAAAGCUUACGCCGAUGGCGUCGCCGGUCAGAAACAUCCCGAAUUGAUGGGGACCGGGUUUCGAGGACAUUUUGAAGAAGUUUGGGGCAACGUUGGGACAAUCUUCAACGAGUCAAGAGAGACCGGAAAAGCUGUAGCGGUGGAAAAUCAAAUGUUACCGAUUGAGCGACGUGGUUUUGGCGAAGAGACUUACUUUACAUGGUCGUUAACCCCCCUUUAUGGCGGAACUUCACAGUUACUCGGCCUGUAUAACGCGCUAUUCGAGACUACUAGACAGACCAUCAACGACAGACGUACGAGGACGUUACUCAACCUAGGGGCAGAGGUUGCUCUCGCGAAGUCAGUGUCGGAAUUCUGGCGUCAUGUUUUAAAUGCUCUUCGGGAGAACGAGUAUGAUUUCCCGUUUGCUCUACUCUAUUCAGUUGUCGAUGAUAUAGAUGGGGACGAGGGAGCUUCUAUGUCUUCAGAAACCUCGAGUGCCUUGAAGAGCUGUAUUUUGGAGGGAACCCUAGGCGUCCCAGAAGGCCAUCCUGCGGCCCCAACUGGACUGGAUCUGAGGCGGGCAACGGGAGGGUUCAUUCCCGCGUUUCGGGAUGCGCUGCAGACUCGGGAGCCAAAGUUAUUAAGUCUUAUUGAUGGAACAUUAUCGGAGACCAUGAUAGAAGGCCUGGAAUGUCGAGGUUUUGGGGAUCCUUGCAGGCUUGCGGUAGUCUGUCCAAUACGUCCAACGAAUGGAGAAAAUGUCCUUGGGUUUUUAGUUGUCGGGAUUAAUCCUAGACGACCAUACGACGGUGAUUAUGAAGCCUUUAUCAGGCUUCUGAAUAGACAACUGGCGACUUCUCUAGCUAGUGUUGAGCUUUUUGAGGAUGAAAUACGCCGUGGAAAUACUGCGGCAAAAGUUGCAGCUUUAGAGCGAUCUCGGCUUAGUGAGGAGCUUGCUGUACAAAGGGGUCGUCUCCAGCGUAUCGCUGAAGUAGCUUCAGUCGGUAUGUUUAGUAUAGAGCCCAACGGGCUCCUACUCGGGGCCAACGACCGCUGGUUUGAAAUGACUGGCCACCCACGAGAUAGGGUUUACGAGAUGUCCUUCAUGGAAACAAUCGCGGAGAGCAGCAGACAGGCCAUGGAAAUGGGCUGGAGGAGGUUAACCAUCGAUGGGAUGCCAUGGUCUGGAGAACUACAAAUGAAGCAGAAGUGGUACGACCCAGCUACUGGCGAAGAGCACGACAACUGGAUGUUGGCCGCGGCACAGCCAGAAUACUCUGCUGGUGGAACUGUCAAAAUAAUCAUGGGUUCCCUGACAGAUAUCACAGCGCAGAAGCGCUCGGCCAAGGAUGCAGAAGCUCGUGCCAGGCUCUCGGAAGAACUUCUUAAUUUGCAGAAGGAGAGGCUUGAGGAAGCAGAAGAGACAAGGCGACAGCAAAAUAACUUCAUCGACAUGACAUCGCAUGAAAUGCGAAACCCUCUAAGCGCCAUAGUCCAAUGUGCGGAUUCCAUUUCCACUUCGAUGAACGAAAUCUACAAUAAUUCAAAAUUGAGCUUGGAACCGGCCCUUAAAGCAACUAUCAAGACCUGUAUCGAAGCCUCGGAUACCAUACAACUUUGUGCUCAGCACCAAAAGAGCAUAGUCGAUGACAUUCUCACGAUCUCAAAGCUGGACUCAAACCUUUUAUUAAUCACACCUAUGCCAAUCGAGCUGGUCAAGGUUGUGCAACAAACCCUUAGGAUGUUCAUGGCAGAAUGUACCGUGCAUGAUAUCACAAUGAAUCUGCACCUCGAGAAGUCACUUCAAGAGUUGAAUGUGGAUUGGGUGAUGUUGGACAGCAGUCGCCUUCUCCAGGUCCUCAUAAACUUACUCACGAAUGCCAUAAAGUUCACCAAGUCCGAAAAGAAGCGUCUUGUCGAUGUGUCCAUCGGUGCUUACUUAGAACCGCCCGCGGUUGAGAUUGAGAAUUUCCGGUAUUUUCCAACGCACAGGGCCAGGGCAGAUAUAACAGCCGGCGCUGAUUGGGGCACCGGUGAAAUUCUUUACCUUCGAUUUGAGGUGAGAGAUACGGGUUGUGGUUUAAAUGACUCAGAGAAGAAGAAUCUCUUCACUCGAUUCUCUCAAGCCUCGCCACGUACACACGUUAAAUACGGAGGAAGUGGUCUUGGCCUUUUCAUAUCACGACAGUUGACCGAAUUGCAGGGAGGAGAAAUCGGGGUUGCUUCUGAAGCUGGUGUUGGGAGCGCGUUCGCAUUUUAUCUAAAGGCGCGUCGACCGGAGGGGAGUGCGGCGACUCCUACCACAACUCACCAACGGAACCACUCUGAUCUGGAGUCAAAUUCAAGAGUCACAAGCCUUCGAGAAAAGGAAAGGCCCGUCUCUAACCCCCGUCAGUUUAGAAACUUGGCCACGUAUGCGCCGGAGCCACCUAAUAUCUUGCUACGGGCGAAUCCAAAAGACUGGCAUGUUCUGAUCGUCGAAGACAAUUUGGUGAACCAAAGAAUCCUCGCCACACAGAUCUCCAACCUUGGAUGUACUACUUACGUAGCGAAUCACGGCGGGGAGGCGCUCGAUCUCAUACAGGAGUCGGCGCACUACAAAGGCAAGGAAAGGGAUGGGAAGCAUCUCUCGGUCAUAUUGAUGGAUUUGGAGAUGCCUAUAAUGGAUGGGUUGACAUGCACACGCAAGAUUAGGGAAAUGGAAGGCGCGGGCUUGAUUUACGGACGGAUACCGAUUAUUGCAGUGACGGCGAAUGCUCGCGACGAGCAAAUCGCCAAUGCAAAACUCUCGGGGAUUGAUGAUGUGAUGCCGAAACCUUUUCGAAUUCGCCAGCUGGUGCCAAAGAUAGACGCGCUCUUGCACAAGAUGGUGCCGGAGCCAUGACCAUAAGCAUACUGGAGUUGGGGAGGGGCUGCAUAGCGAGGAUCAUUGUAGAUAGAGAUACCAUUUGCUGUACCCGGAUUGACAAAUCGAGCGACGCCGCUUAUGAUAAAAGAACACGAAGUUUCCAAAAAAAAGCACUUCAACACUUGAAUGAUACAUUUGUAGGGCUUUGGUUCUUAGAGAGUAG
Amorphotheca resinae ATCC 22711 is the source of this 4060-nucleotide messenger RNA. RefSeq lists its product as hypothetical. NCBI's taxonomy places the organism in Eukaryota, Fungi, Ascomycota, Leotiomycetes, Helotiales, Amorphothecaceae. The coding region runs from base 154 to 3873 and encodes 1239 amino acids. The transcript is spliced from 10 exons. Gene Ontology annotation, molecular function: phosphorelay sensor kinase activity. Gene Ontology annotation, biological process: phosphorelay signal transduction system; phosphorylation. The record is from RefSeq and is a predicted model, not a curated record.